Molecule: messenger RNA, 1086 nt
Organism: Rana temporaria (common frog)
Lineage: Eukaryota; Metazoa; Chordata; Amphibia; Anura; Ranidae
Product: sulfotransferase 6B1-like
Exons: 7
Coding region: 114-1022 (302 amino acids)
Biological process (GO): sulfation
Cellular component (GO): cytoplasm
Molecular function (GO): sulfotransferase activity
Source: RefSeq, a predicted model, not a curated record
ACUCCCUGUUCUUCUCAGCUCCUUUACAUAAAACCAAGGAAUGGGAAGAAAACACUGCAGUCCGUUCUCUAGAGCUCCAGUAUUGUAGGUUUUGAAGUCUCAACUCCAUUAUAAUGGCAGACAUGACACAAUUUCUCCAAGAGAUCACAAAAGCCAUUGAGAAUUCUAAAAAUAUCCCAAAGGAUGAGGUCAUUUUUACGUACAAUGGAGUGUUGUAUCCAACUGCAGUAUGCGACAUGGUCACAUUUAAAGCUUUAGAAACAUUUGAGACACGUGAGGAUGAUGUUAUGCUGGCAGCUUAUCCUAAGUGUGGCUCAAACUGGACUACAAUGCUUUUACACAGCAUUGUUCAUGCAGUGCACAAUAAACACCCAUCUGCCAUCAUCCCAAUGAUAGAAUUCAAAUCCACCGAUAAAUUUGAGAAGCUAAAAGCUGACUCCUCCCCACGAGUCUUAGCGACCCAUUUUCAUUACGAGGACAUCCCAAAAUCAUUCUUUGAGAAGAAAGUAAAGAUUUUGGUGAUGUUUCGCAAUCCAAAGGAUACAGCUGUAUCGCUGUUUCACUUCUACAAUAACAAUCCAAUACUUCCCACCUACAAUAGCUUUGAUACAUUUUUCUCCGACUUCAUGAGUGGAAAAGUUGUCUGGGGUUCUUACUUUGACCAUGCUGUUGUUUGGAAUAAACAUCUUGACACAGACACGCUUUUGUUGAUGACUUUUGAAGAUAUGAAAGAAGAUCUAGAAGGAGCAAUUAAGAAGAUUUCUGAUUUUUUUUCUAUGCCUCUUACUGAAGAGCAAGUUAAAGGCAUUGCUGAUAAAGGAACAUUUAAGUCUAUGAAGGAUAAUUCCAAAAACACACAUGGUGAAAUGAGCAGCGCUAUCUUUCGAAAAGGGGAAGUUGGAGACUGGAAAAAUUAUUUUUCAGAAGCUCAAAGUCAAGAAAUGGAUGCUGAAUUUGAAAAGACCUUGGCAGGAACAAAACUUGGGGAUGUUUUGAAGUACAAUAUUUAUUGUAAAUGGUGACAAGACAGAACUAAGAGAUAACAUUUGUUUGAUAGCUAUAUAAUAAAUAUGUGUGCAAAAUCAA